Molecule: messenger RNA, 324 nt
Organism: Heterostelium album PN500
Lineage: Eukaryota; Evosea; Eumycetozoa; Acytosteliales; Acytosteliaceae
Exons: 2
Coding region: 1-324 (107 amino acids)
Source: RefSeq, a predicted model, not a curated record
AUGAACUCUGGUGUAAGAUCAUUUUUGAGAUCUGUAAAUAGAUCGAAUCUAUUUGUAAAUCGAUCAACCACUACUACCACAGUUGUAAAUGGAGUCAAAUCAUCGUCAUCAUCAUCAUCAUCAUCGACAAUCAAUUGUAAAUCAUUUUCACAAUAUAGCAGUACAAAGAGUGUACCUGUAGUAGCAUCAAGUAGCACAUCUUUAAAACCAAAUUCAUCAACAACAUCAUCAAUUUUAUCAAUAAGAAGCAGAGUAACAAGAAAUGGAAUGUCAGUAAUGGAACUAUUGGCAAUUGCAGGAUCAGAUGACGAUGAUGGAGUAUAA